This is a messenger RNA of Sitophilus oryzae (rice weevil), 2173 nucleotides long. It is a transcript of the gene PIG-B, whose product is annotated as GPI mannosyltransferase 3. Gene Ontology annotation, biological process: GPI anchor biosynthetic process. The transcript is spliced from 8 exons. Gene Ontology annotation, cellular component: endoplasmic reticulum membrane. Bases 177 to 1688 code for a protein of 503 amino acids. Gene Ontology annotation, molecular function: alpha-1,2-mannosyltransferase activity. NCBI's taxonomy places the organism in Eukaryota, Metazoa, Arthropoda, Insecta, Coleoptera, Curculionidae. The record is from RefSeq and is a predicted model, not a curated record.
UUUAAUUAUAGUUUCAAAAUAAAUCGCUUGGGUAUCCAAUUUUUUCGAUAUUUUUAGAUUCUUGGAGUAGAUUUUUCUAUUUUUAAAUUAAUAGGAAAGUAAAAAACAACUUCAUAACGCAUUAUUACUAAAUUUGUACCUGUAAUUAAUUCAAUAUUGUUGAAGAAACACGGAAAAUGCGACUGCCCACUUUAACUCAUUUUAAAAACUGGGAUAUUUUUGCGCUAUUUUUGAGCGUAAGGCUCUUUUCGAUAUUUGCAGUGCAGACGUAUUUUGUAGCUGACGAAUAUUACCAAUCUGUAGAAGUUGCUCAUAAGUUAGCCUUUGGAUAUGGCCAUUUAACUUGGGAAUGGUCACAAGGCAUCCGAAGCUAUGGAUAUCCCAUUAUUUUUACAAUAUUAUACAAAGCCCUUCAGUAUUGUGGGUUGGAUAAUAGUAUAACAGUUGUUUAUGGUCCACGAGUUUUACAGGCAAUAAUAAGUGCCUAUGCAGAUCUAUGUUUUUAUAAAUGGUCUGGCACAAAGAAAUGGGCUAUUUUUACGAUAUCCACUGCGUGGUUUUGGUUUUAUAUGGGAUCAAGAACACUUAUAAACACUUUUGAAACAAGCUUAACGACUAUUGCCCUAUCAAAAUUUCCUUGGCUUGGUAAAGAAGCAGAUGAUAGAGGUAAUUUUUUAUGGAUUAUUGCUCCACUCUUUGUACUGAGACCAACAAGUGUUAUAACGUGGAUACCUUUGUGUUUGUUUCAUUUAAUUAUUUCCGAGAAGAGUGUUUGGCGACUUAUUUUUACGAAAUAUCUACCAGUUGGGUAUUUAGUUUUAGCAGUUUCAAUAGCCAUAGAUAGUCUGGUCCAUGGUUCCCUUAUAAUAACACCCUACAACUUUCUUAAACUAAACGUCUUUGAAAGUAUAGCAUCUAAUUAUGGCACUCACCCGUGGCAUUGGUACUUAUCCUCUGGACUGCCUGCAAUUUUAGGAAUACAAAUACUUCCUUUCAUAAUGGCCAUACUGAUUAUUCUAAAAGCAAGGAAGAAUCAUCCCAACGAACUAGUGUUGCUUGCCACUAUUGUUUUUACUAUUUUUGUUUUAAGCUUUUUACCUCAUAAAGAGUUCAGGUUUAUAUUGCCCUUGUUGCCAAUAGUUUUGUAUAUUUCAUCAAGAUUUUUGGCUGCAUGGAGUAGAAAAGCAUCAAUGCUUUCAAUAUGGCUAGUUACUGCCAUAAUUUUCCUGGGAAAUGCGAUCCCAGCAUGGUACGUGGGUUACAGUCAUCAGAGAGGGACCCUAGAUGUCAUGGAACCAUUAAGUCAUAUUGCGAAGGUCGAUCCUAACAAUACCAGUUUUCUGUUUCUAAUGCCAUGCCAUUCAACGCCAUUAUACAGCCAUCUUCAUGUUAAUGUGUCAACUAAAUUUUUGACUUGCAACCCAAACUUAAACAAAAUCCCAAACUAUGUGGACGAGGCCGAUUUGUUCUACAAAAAUCCUAAUGCGUGGUUGAGGAAUAACUACCCUCCAAACUCGAGUUUGCCCUCGCAUAUUAUUUGUUUUGAUAAUUUGGUACCUUUAAUUGGAAGUGAUAUUUUAACAAAGUACAAAAAGAUUAAACAAUUUUUCCAUUGUAACAUACCAGUUAGUUCAAGAGUAGGAAGAUACGUAGUACUGUAUGAAUAUGACGAAUACGCUCAAUUGUAGUUAAGAACAUUAUUUUUUAUACAAUUUGUUAUUUAAUGUUUUUUUUUAUUCCUUUCGAAUUUGGUUCUUAAUGAAAAUUAACUAUUUUCAUUUUCACACUAUAGAUUUGUAUUUGCUUUUUUUCUCAAGUACAAUUUGAUAAAAAAAGCAGCGUCAGCGAUGGCAAUGAAAUGAAGAUCGUUGUCAUUUUAUAUGUAUAAUUAUAUGGGGAAUGUCAUCGAUCGUCAUUUCCAAGCCAACUGGACGCCGUUUUUUUCGGUCACAAGGUACUUUAUCCAGUGCUAUUUAAAUAAAAUUCAUGUACCGGGUGUUUUACAAAAGUGGUUCACCUCUAUAACUUUUUUAUUUUUUAAUAGAAAAACGAGAUUUGGUAGUAUAAUAAGGAGCUUUGGAGAAGUAUUUUUUUAGAAAAAAUAAUAUUCGUUCUGUUCAGAAUGUCAUUUUCUAUGAAAUUAAAUAAAAAAUACCGAGAGUAUCAUUUAAAA